Molecule: messenger RNA, 13088 nt
Organism: Podarcis lilfordi (Lilford's wall lizard)
Lineage: Eukaryota; Metazoa; Chordata; Lepidosauria; Squamata; Lacertidae
Source: the annotation of a GenBank genome assembly
CCUUCUGCCAGUUACUUGCCACAGGGCAGCCUUAACUAAGUGGUGUUAACGCAGGGAUGGGUGAGGAAGCCACAGGCAACACAAUGUCUCCAGAAGAACAGCUGAAGAAGAACACCCCUGCUCAGAGGGCCAUCAAAAAGAUCCGUACGGCUAGCCUCGUCAUCAGCUUGGCACGGGGUUGGCAGCAGUGGGCAUCUGACCACCAUACGAAGCAAGUCCAGGAGCCCAGUGGGUGGGUGCCCUCUGAGGAGAAUUCCCCAAGGGAGAGGGUAUUUCCCAAACCACCAACUGAUUUCAAGAAAGACCAAUCGAAAGAUGGCGUGUCCUUUCAGGAGCCAAAAGAAAAUGGAGAGCAGGCCCCGAGUGAAUCAAACGAAGCCCUCCAGAAACUUAACAUCAGAAGCAAAGAGGUGACAAAGACCAUUGUAAGUAAAGCCUACGAAAGAGGCAGUGGUGUGAGUCUCCUCAGUGACAAGUAUGAAAAAGACAAUGGGUGUUCGUCAACAGACAAGAGUACCGAAGACAUCGAUAAGCUUCUCAGUGGCAAAAUGUCCCCUACAAGGAGGAGGAAGUGUUCUAACCUGGUGUCGGAGCUGACUAAGGGGUGGAAACAGAUGGAACAGGAAGAUAAGGCCGAUGAACCGGAACUACAGAAUUAUCGUAGCGACAGCUUAGAUACCGAGGACAGUGGUUAUGGAGGAGACGCAGAAGACAAACUGGAUGCUGACAACAGUGGUCAAGAAAUACGGACCGUGAGGAUAAAACGGCCUUCAUCAUCACUGUGAGUAAUUGUCGAGUUUUCCAAGUGUAGGUCUAGGUGGGCUUCACAAGGGCUGCUUCACCCAAUGAGCCUGCCAGGUGGAGAUCCGCCCCCCUUGAAACUGCUUCCAUCUGAUGGAUGCUUUAUUUAUUAAAGGCAUUUAUUAUUAUUUAAGGCAUUUAUAUACCAUUUGCAUUUAUGCAAAGUGGGCUCAUGUUCAGCCAUCACUACAAUGUCUCUCCCAUGAUGCUACAUCAAGAACAUUUUGGCAGUGGGUGGAGAAUAAGUCAUUGGGUGUGUAAUGAACUGGUUGGCACAAUGGCCCAUGUAAGGACCCAUGAGGAGUCCUCACACAGAAGCAGUUUCCGGUGACCUUUGGGUAUAGCAGAUGCUAACAUGUGCAGUAAAAUAUUUUUUCAACUGUCUUUGAAAUAACCCUAACAGUGGAAAUACUAGGCUAUGGUUGGUGGGUUAUAAUGUAGUCACAUGACGGCUCCAGAAUGCCAGUGUUUCUCAGGAGAGGUUUAGUUGCAUACAGCAAACGUUGGUUUGCACAACUAAAGUGGAUUAAAACACUCUGCUGCAACAAGUCCACUGAAUAAAGAGGUUAUCUGGAAGACCCCUGAACCUACAUUACUUGGGGUCAGCCAACUUGGGUAACUCUAGCACUGGUGUUAAAGUUUUCAGAUGUUUCCAUCUGUUAGCUAGGUGCUUCCAUGAAGUACAAACGAAAACCACGGAUGCAACAGACCACUGCCCUUGUUUGUUGUCAACACCUGAUAUUCAUGCCUCUGGAAAUGAAUGUUCUAUUUAGCUUUAUCAUACCUAAGGGCUGUUGCUAGAUCUAUCAUCCAUUAAUUUGUAUAAUCCCUUUUCUUUAGCCAAUGAGUUUAGUGGCCACCAACAUGUCACAUGGCUAAACAUCCUAUUUUGUCAUCUACUGCAUGUUUAGAGAGAUUACAGGGGGCUCAAAUUUCGGCUAUCACAGAUCUAUAAAGAUUGAUGAUAGAUAGAUAGAAAGUUACUACUUGUUGUUGUUUAGUCGUUUAGUCGUGUCCGACUCUUCGUGACCCCAUGGAACAGAGCACGCCAGGCACUUCUGUCUUCCACUGCUUCCCACAGUUUGGUCAGACUCAUGUUUGUAGCUUCGAAAACACUAUCCAACCAUCUCGUCCUCUGUCGUCCCCUUCUCCUUGUGCCCUCCAUCUUUCCCAACAUCAGGGUCUUUUCCAGGGAGUCUUCUCUUCUCAUGAGGUGGCCAAAGUAUUGGAGCCUCAGCUUCAUGAUCUGUCCUUCCAGUGAGCACUCAGGGCUGAUUUCCUUAAGAAUGGAUAGGUUUGAUCUUCUUGCAGUCCAUGGGACUCUCAAGAGUCUCCUCCAGCACCAUAAUUCUAAAGCAUCAAUUCUUCGGCGAUCAGCCUUCUUUAUGGUCCAGCUCUCACUUCCAUACAUCACUACUGGGAAAACCAUAGCUUUUACUAUACGGACCUUUGUUGGCAAGGUGACGUCUCUACUUUUUAAGAUGCUGUCUAGGUUUGUCAUUGCUUUCCUCCCAAGAAGCAGGUGUCUCUUAAUUUCGUGGCUGCUGUCACCAUCUGCAGUGAUCAUGGAGCCCAAGAAAGUAAAAUCUCUCACUGCCUCCAUUUCUUCUCCUUCUAUUUGCCAGGAGGUGAUGGGACCAGUGGCCAUGAUCUUCGUUUUUUGAUGUUGAGCUUCAGACCAUAUUUUGCGCUCUCCUCUUUCACCCUCAAUAAAAGGUUCUUUAAUUCCUCCUCACUUUCUGCCAUCACGGUUGUGUCAUCUGCAUAUCUGAGGUUGUUGAUAUUUCUUCCAGCAAUCUUAAUUCCGGCUAGGGAUUCAUCCAGCUCAGCCUUUCGCAUGAUGAAUUCUGCAUAUAAGUUAAAUAAGCAGGGAGACAAAAUACAGCCUUGUCGUACUCCUUUCCCAAUUUUGAACCAAUCAGUUGUUCCAUAUCCAGUUCUAACUGUAGCUUCUUGUCCCACAUAGAGAUUUCUCAGGAGACAGAUGUGAUCAGGCACUCCCAUUUCUUUAAGAACUUGCCAUAGUUUGCUGUGGUCGAGACAGUCGAAGGCUUUUGCAUAGUCAAUGAAGCAGAAGUAGAUGUCUUUCUGGAACUCUCUAGCUUUCUCCAUACUAGUUACUACUAAUACUCUACAAUUAAUUACCCGCCACUCACCUCUAAAAACAAAGUAAAACAGCUGUUUUAAUACAUAACUGUUAGAAUAGCUACUUCUAGUAUCCUAGUGGACGAAAGUUUGUACUAGCCACUUGGAGAGACAGAAGGAGAUGCUUAUUAGCUUACUCUGUAGGAGAAAGCUGCACACAGCUGGAUUUUGCCCUGCCCCUCCCAUGCAACUGGCCUUUAUGAAAUGCCAAUUAUCCACACAAUGCAAAUCUGGAAAGAGGGACAAUUUCCGAUCUGUUGUUUGCAGGAAGAAAAACUACUGCAAAGUACCUAUAGCUGUGUGCAGCCACUUCACCUGCCCUGCCCUGCCCUGCGUAGAAGAAUAAUGACUGCAGCAUUUUCUUUGCUUAAAAAAGAAAGAAAGAAAAGCAUUUGGCCAGAACCACAUGAGUUGCCACCAGAAGUGUCAUGUAGCAAUUGAACACACCAAAGGAAUAAUGACAAGAAAGUGAUUUAUAGGAUAGGUUCACGACACCUGCAGUUCUGUACUUUCCCCACAUUUACUUUUCAGUUUCAUUUAAGUGCCCUUCAACUUAAGCCACCAUUCUCACACAGCUGCAUAGAUGAAAGGGUGGUGGUUUUGAAAAACCUUUCAGUUUUUGCAGUGCUGAUCAUUUCCAUACAUAGGAACAUUAGAAGCCGGAGUAUACUGAAUCAGACUGUUGGCUAUCUAGCUCAGUAUAGUCCACACUGAUUGGCAACAGUUCUCCAGGGUUUAAGACAGGAUUCUCUCUCAGCACCUGAAGAUGAUAGGGUUCAAACCUGCUUCUGUCUGUAAAGCACAUAGAUGUUCCGCCACUGAGCUAUGGUCCUUUACCAGCUGGAGGGGAUGCGGGUGGCGCUGUGGUCUAAACCACUGAGCCUCUUGGGCUUGCCGAUCAGAAGGAUGGUGGUUCGAAUCCCCGCGACGGGUGAGUUCCCGUUGCUCAGUCCCAGCUCCUGCCAACCUAGCAGUUCGAAAGCAUGCCAGUGUAAAUAUGUACCACUGCGGCAGGAAGGUAAACGGUGUUUCAAGCGCUCUGGCACUUGUCACAGUCCUCCGUUGCGCCAGAAGCGAUUUAGUCAUGCUGGCCACAUGACCCAGAAAGCUGUCUGUGGACAAAUGCCAGCUCCCUCAGCCUGUAAGCAAAAUGAGCGCCACAACCCCAUAGUCGCCUUUGACUGGACUUAACUGUCCAGUGGUCCUUUACCUUUACCUUUCACCAGCUGGACCUUGAAAUCUUGAACCUAGUCCCAGUCUUGGGAGUUCUCAAAGUCCCAAGGCAUUCCUGUACUGUUGCUUUUUUAAUGCAAUAUUCAAUUAUUAGAAAUAUACCCAAAGAUAUAGCUUAUAUAUUGUUUGUUUGUUUCCUUACACACACACACACACACACACACACACACACAAAACACUUGAUUGUAAAAAAACAAAAACAAAAAAACCUCAAAGCAGUUUACAAAAAGAAUAAAACAAGAAGCUCAGGGUUCAUGCCUCCAGUCCCCAAACAUUAGCCUCACAACAACCCUUGUGAGAUUGGCUGGCUAGAUCCUUGCUGAAUGUUCAUGAAAUACUAGUCUGAUAUUGACAAUACUCACCAAAUUUUGGACAUUCACUGUAACUUAAAUAAUUGACCUAAAAUAGCAACAUACCUUGUCCUGCAGUGGAGGCAGGAGAGAACAAUCAAGUGAUAUUUAUCUAUUUUGGAAUGCUCCUAAUCUAGUCUGUUUUACUGCCAGAGCAACCUGGACUCUUCCCACCCCCACCCCCCCAUCCUAGUACCAAGCUGGCUUCUCCACUCAUUUCUGUAUCCCUGCAUAGUCAUUCACACCUGUUUAAAGAGGGUGUAAAACUAUCACAGGAGUGGGGUACUGGCUUUCGCACCCACUUGACUGUGUAAAACCUUCAAGCUGUCAAGGAUCAUGGCCAGUCCACUCACCCACUUGAACUAGAAACCUAAAAUUAAGACUGCCAAGCUGGCAAACUUCCUGUUAUAUAUAGUUCUGUAGUGUUCAUUUUGACCAAUGGCCCAACAUUUCUAUUCUGUAUUCCCAGUAACUUUGGAUGGCUUCGUUGCCAAUUCAGAUCUAUUCCUGAAAAGAGGGUCAAAUUUGCCACACAUAUACAAUUUCCACUAAACAGCCCAUUCAGUUCAUCCUGGAGCCAGCCCAGAUUAACACGAACUACUCACUAAAAAUAAAAUGCAACCGUAGUGAUGAUGUAAGUAACCUUUAGCCAGAGUCACAUGAACUUCUCAAAUAUUUUCUGAAGAGCUUCACCUUAACACGGCUGUUCAGAAGCGGUAAAGAUUUAUUUUAUUUUAUUUUUAUUUUGCUGGCUCCCAGCAUAGGAUUUUCUCUGGUGCUGUUUUUAUUAUAUCUGCCAAUUCCUUUGUUUUUAACAUCCCUCCAUAAAGGUGCCUUGCAAGGAUCUGGCACUAAAAAGGGUGCUAGAAAUAUAUUAAUAAAGAUUAGUAUGUACCUUUAAAUCUAAAGAGCAGCUGAAGGAAGAGACUUAGGCCAAUCUAGUCAUGGUUAGAAUGGUAGACUAGGAUCUCAGAAACCAGGAUUCAAAUCUUCAGUCAGCCAUGAAGCACCUUAGGUAGGACAGUCAUUCCCCACCCCACCCCUUUUUAGCAUAGCCUACCUCACUGAGGAGUUGUAAGGAUAAAAUGAAGAGGGAGAGAACCAUUUAUGCCACCUUGACCUCCUUGGAGGUCAAAAGAAAAUGCAAUAAUAAAUAUUCUGUCUCACUGCCUCAGGCAAACCAGCCCGUAGAAUUAGUUUUUGCAGGCCCACACACCUCUUUGCAUUGGCUUUUCACAUUUGAGGUGUAUAUGUUCAGGACCCACCUUGUUUUUGUGAUUAUAAGUUGAUUUCAACUGUUUUUAAUAUUGUGUUAUAAUGUUGUAACCCACCGUGGAGCCUGAGGUUGAAGGUGCCCACUUUAAAUCAUCAUCUUCAUCAUCAGUGCAUUAGCACUGAUUUGUACAUGCUCGUGUGGUAUUAAUUUUACCUCAUGAUUUUUCUCUUGUUAUGAGUCAGAUUGGCAAAUCACUAAAGAUGGAGGAGAUUGGACUGUCAUGUGAGGGGAAAUUUUCCUUCAAAUCGGUGUCAGCCUAUGAAGGAAAUUGCCUCUAAAAAAUUCUGCCUGUGAGAAAGAAAAUGUAGCCCUUGGGCUGCAAUACAUCCCUUGCCAGCUGAAUGUCCGCUUGAAAAACACAACAUUCUCCCCAACAACUUUCGUUACUCCACAUGUAGAAAAGCACAGGUUGACGUAUAGCUAAUUGGAUGGCAGACUUGGCUGGAAAGGGUUUUAAUUUGUCCUCCCUUUCCUCACACGCUCCUGCUCCAUCCGCACCCAUUGGCAUCUGCUUUACAUAAACACUGAACCCCCCGUUACCUGUAAUUUGGUUCUCACUCAAGCAAGAAACCUGUCUGGAUUGUACUACCAGAUUGCCAAUGGAGAGGCCCACAUAAUUCAGUCCUCUUUCAUAAACAACCAUUUCCUGCACAUAGAGAGCUGGCUGGUAAGGAACAUGGCUAGUCUAAAACCCUCCCUAACAUCUAGCUUUCUAUGUGUAGGGACUAUUUUUUGUAUGGAGGGGCAUUAAAUCACACAAGGUCGCACCUGCAGAGUCACCUCAUGUGAACCAUUUUUAUUUUUUUUUUGGCAGGAUAAAGAUGCUUUAAAUAAAGAGAAAUAAAUAUAACUUGGUCUCCGUACCCUAGCAGUAACUAUCUGGCACUACGUUGGUGUGGACAAAACACAAACCACCCACACUUUGGGCUGUGUUAAUAGGACACCGAGUGUUUUCCUCCCUACUUAAAAAACAAUGCCUUGAAGGAAAGUAACAGGCAAGUGGCACUGAAGAAAUCCCAGUGUGUUUAUACAGAACUACAAAGUUUUGAAUUCCAUGAAGUUGCAAGGUCAUUUUGAAAGACCUUUGCAUUUCCUCAGUAUGCCAAGCUUGGCUUGCACCCAGAUGGUUGGUUCUCACAUGGCUGGCCUAGCACUGAAGUGGCAGGGAAACAUACCUUUGAGGAAGAGAGAGAGAGGAAGGGAGGGAGGGAGAGAGAGGGAGAGGGAGAGGGAGGGAGAGAGAGAGAGAGAGAGGGAGGGAGGGAGGGGAGAGAGAGAUGGUAUAAUAGUUCCUCUUUCAGAUUGUGUUUGCUGUUCUGAUCACAGGCAGACUUUUGGUUCUCAGAUUUCAGCAGCACCCUGUGCAAUGCUAAAAUUCGGCACCCCCUCCCUCGCACUCUGUUCUACAACAUUGUUUUGGUGCUCCCUGAAGUGUGGCACCCAGUGUGACCAAACCAAUCGCGCCACCCUGUUCUGAUCCUUCUGGUGGUUAACAGGUCUGGAAGAACUCUCAGAAAUUCAACAAUAACAAGCACAUUUCUAACCUUCCUUUCCUCAAUGGAAGCAAGUCAUGUACAAGACUUCCUUCCUUCCUUCUCACAACAUUGCUAGGGAACAGGGUUCCAAAUUGCAAGAGGAACCUACACACACACCAGGCUCCUCACUCCCCUCCCCCAUCCUGCUAAUAUCAAAAAUCAUGGAGGCAGCAGGGGCAUAAUGGCGGAAACAAGUCCAGCAGACAUACCUUUGCUCUUCCUCCAGCGUGACUGGAAUUGUGUGAGGGGAGAGCACUAAAAAGGGCUUCUGGGAUGGUGCCCAGGCUAGCUCAAGGGCACCCAGUGAGCUUUAUGGAUGACUGGGGUUUAAACUCAGGUCUCCCUGUUCUUAUUUUGACAUACACCACAGUGGCUCUGGACAAGAUCACUGCUAUAUACUGUAGUAAUGGGUAAACCCUAUUGGCUUCACUGCAGGCAGUUUGGGUGGAGAGUAGAACGUUUGCAUCCAGCUCCACCAGAAUUCAGUUCAGUCCACUCCUGACAUGUAUCACAAGGUCUAGAGCAGCCUAGUGCCCUUCUCAAUGGCACAGGGCUGUGAAACACAAAGAUCCUUCCCUGACCCUCAAGAUGUUGCUGAACAGCAGUUCAUGGCCAACCGUUAGGGAUGCACUAGAGGACCACACGUUCCUGCCUCUGCCUCAGACCAUGUGAAGUUGUAGUGUAGGGUUGCUGGUAAAUGCCCUUGGGCUCCAUGUCUGUUAAUGCUACCAGCCUCAGGCCGAAGCCCAGUGCUGGAUUAAACCCUGUGGAGGCCCCAUGGCAGUCAAAAUCUCAUGUUCCCCCCUUGUGCUCAUGCUCUAGUGGGAUAAUAUUGAGCUGAGAAAUCUUGACUGUAAUUUUCUUUCAAGAUCAAAUCAAUAUUAUUUUGAUCCACUGUCAUCAGGCCCCUAAAAAGCAUGGGGCCCAUAAGCCAGUGCAUGCUCUGCCUAUUUGGUAAUCUGGAACUGCAUAGGCCACAUUCACACUGUACAUUUAAAGCACUGUGGUACCACUUUAAACAGUCAUGGCUUUCCCCAAAGAAUUAUGGGAGCAGGAGUUUGGUCAGGGUGCUGGGAGUUGUUGGUAGACCCAGCACAGAGCUGCAAUCCCCAGAGUUCCCUGUAAAGAUUAAAGCAUUCUGGGAACUGUAGUUCUGUGAGGAGAAUAUGAGUCUCCUAACAACUCUCAGCACCCUUAAUGAACAACAAGGAAGCCAUGACUAUUUAAAGUGGUCCCUUCUCUGAUGCUUCUGUGGUGUGCCUGUGGCCAUAGCGAGGGUGAUGCUCUGCGAGUCCCCAUUUUGUUUCUGAUCAUACUUCUGACCCAAUCAAUUGACGUUUCCCAGCAUUAGGCUGCUAAUAGUAGAGAGGACUCAGCUGGCCCUUUCUAAUAAAAAAAUGAAAAAUUGAAAAAAGAAAUAUGAAAAGGAAACAGAGGCAGGAAGUGUCACAGCAUAAGAUUCCUAUGAGAAAGGAAGAGAGAGUCGGCGUUAGAUUGUGUUUGGGUGUCAAAGCAGCAAACCAAAAGCAAAACAAGUGGUGCUAAUCUAGCCCACUAAGGAGAAGAUUAAAAUGGGAAGGUGAUAAUAGUAUUUAGUUUGAAAGGAGGAUUAAAAGAACUAAGUGUGAAGAAUGUAGGGGGUGGGAGCAAAUGUCAGAGGCACAAAGCAAUCAGAAGUUUUAAAAUAGGAUCCAGAACUUAAGGUAUCUUUGCAGCUGCUUUCCUUUCCCUCACCGCUUCCAGCCUUUGUAACUUUGCAGGAAUCAGACAAGGAAGAAGGGAAAGCACGCAAGGCCUCAGAGGUCAUAGACUGGGAGAGGACAGCUGCUGUACCGUAUCUGCACCUGCCCUCUGCGUGACUGAGCAGAUAGCAAAGAUAUCAGAAAGAAGGUUCAGAAUAUAGGUGCUUUGGUGAGCUAUAAUGGGUUUUUCCCCCUUCCUGAAGCUUAGGAGUACCAUUUCACUUAACGUAUUUCACAUGCAUUAUCACUGGACUUGUAACAACAGGGGGACAUUCAGCGGAUGGAAUGCUGUUCAGGCUGACCUUUCCAAGUAUUCAAAGCUUGCAACCAGCCUGCAAGGUUGUCCAGGAAUUCGGAAAACAGAGCAGCGUUUUCAGAAGGGGAACGGCUGUAAAUAGGAGCUGGGGGGAGGGAUGGACAAAACUAGGAGCAAGGGGCCCCUUUUGCUGUCAAGGGCUGCAUACCCCUAGGACAGGGUUCCUCAAAUGGUGGCACAGGGCUACCAGUGAGCCUCAGCUCCAGGUGGGCUCCAGUGCCACAGCCUCCUCAUUCAGCAGCCCUACCCCCUAGCUGCAUUGAAGCCUUUUGGUUGGAAUUAUGCCCAUCAACUCCCCAUAGGCUGGGUAAAGAUGAUUGGGAGAGAGAAGUCUAGAUGGGAUGUGCAGUUUUCUACAGGGCCAAAGGAGGUGUGAUAGGAAUGCCCCAGCUGUAUCAUGAUAUCUUAGCCCUUAAUGUACCAAAUUUUAAGAUUCCGUGGGUACAGAGAUGCUUUUGGUUCCUGUGCCGUUAACAGUGAAAUUUGUUUCCUUGGGAUCUUCCAGUGGAACUGUGAAGAAUUUUUGAUUUUGGACAGGCUGACACAGGAAUGUGUGAUUUUAUGUAUGUUUUAUUAUACUACAGCACUGUGUGGUAUAGUGGUUAGAGUGCUAUGAUGUCCGCCCUGGAACUCAGAAUCAUUGAAUCACAGGACUGUAGAGCUGGAAGGUACCCGAGGGUUAUCUAGUCCAACCCCUUGCAAUGCAGGAAUCUCAACUAAAGCAUCCCUGACAGGUGGCAAUUCAACUUCUACUAAAAAAAAUAUUCAAUGAUGGAGAGUCCACCACCCUCCAAUGGAGUCCGUUCCACUGUUGAACAGCUUUUACUGUCAGAAAGUAAUUCCUAACGUCUAGUCGGAAUCUCCUUUCUUGUUAUUUGAAGCCAUUGGUUCAGGUCCAACCUUUCAGAGAAGGGGAAAAACCAAGCUUGCUCCAUGAAGCUCGCUGGGUGACCUUGGGACCAUCAUUCACUUUCUUUUUUUUUUUUAAGAUAUUUAUUGAAAAAAGAAUUUUUUAAAAAAAUUACAAAGAAAAAAGACAAAACAGAAAACGAAAAAGAAAAAAUAAAACCAUCAUUUUCAAAUUCUCCACUUUCAUUACCUUCUUUCUAUGACCUCCUCCUCCUCCCUUUUCUUGUAUCUUGAUUAAUAGUUGUCACAGCAAAUCCUUUCCAUAAUUCAUAGUAUUCUGUCAUUACAUUACCUUACUCUAUUUUCAUCUUAUCUUAUAAAAAACCUUAAAACUUAAGACUUAAAUCUUAUUUUUACCAACUUCUCAUAACCUUUUUACCUAAUUCUUUAAAUAUUUUUACAAGAGCCAAGUAAUUUCAUUUCAACAUUUUUCUAACAUUCAUCAAUUUUAUAAAACAUUCCUAAUGAUAGAAAAAAGAAAUAAGAACAAUCCAAUCUUCUUCCAGCGUCCCUUCCUCCUGGUCCCGGGUUUGUCAGUCCUUUUUAUCCCAUUAGUCUGGCACAUUAACCUGGUGAUCUUAUAUCCGAGGCCUUCAAAUCUCUUCCAUGUCCCUUCUGCAGCUCUUCUUCAUAUUUUCCUUUCACUCGUGGGAACUCCAGCUUGGUAGUGUUUUUGACCCUUUUCAACAAAUCAGCCCCUUUCCCAUAGUCCAGACUAGACUCCAUGUGGUAUUUUAAGACAUGUUUCAAAUUCCCUCCAAAAUUGGGAGCCCCCCACGGCUCCAAUCAUCUGACGGCCCAUUGCCAGACUCGGAAAGUCCAAACAUCUCUGCAUAGGGGGGUCAGUCCAACCCCCCAUUUCCAAAUCAAUCCAAACUUUAUCUUUCCAAAUCUGGUUUUUUCCAAGUUCAUUUGUCAAAUCCAAAGGCUCAUUUUCCUGCAGGACCAAAAGUUCCUCCCUUUCUGGCACCCAAGAUUCAGCAACAUCCUCUUCUCUCAACUGUUCUGUCAGGGCACACUCCUGUUUAAGUUCCUGGGUGGGCUCCAUAUAGUUUCCCAUCAUUCACUUUCAGCCAAACUACCUCAUCAGAGGUGUGUUGAGACGAUCAGGUAAGGUUGCCCUCCACCUGAGCUCAUGGGACAAAGGAUCAUGCAGAUGCAGCAAAUAAUAAGCUAAAUAAAGGGUUAUUCUUCUUGACAGGAAAAUAGUAAUAAUGCAAUCCUGAACAAAAUCUGGCGUUCCAAGAUAAAAGAGAUGGCAAGGAGACAGUUGUAAGCAUGCUCAGAUGAAGCUAUUAUAAAGAUGUGACUUUUAGAAUUGGUGAUAACAUGCCACCUAGUGGCCUGCCCUUUAAAGCAAAAGAUGAGCAGUACUAAAAGGCAUUCCGUUACCAUUUAAUGCAGUUCAAAAACCAUCUAUUUCUUGGUUCUUUCAGCGCAAACAGAAACGUCAAGGCCUCCAAGAAAUACAGCCCCGUCCACAAUCUGAGAGGGAGAUGGGAAGACUGGGCAGAUGAGCACAUGAUCACACAAAAGCUCAACCCCUUCAGUGAGGAAUUUGAUUACGACCUGGCCAUGUCCACCCGCCUGCGCAAAGGAGAUGAAGGCUAUGGCCGUCCUAAAGAAGGUACAAAAACGGCAGAAAGGGCCAAGAGAGCGGAGGACCACAUCCACCGAGAGAUGAAAGACAUGUGCUUCAUCAUCAGAACGAUGGCUCGGCACCGCCGUGAUAGCAAGAUCCAAGUCACUUUUGGUGACCUGUUUGAAAGAUAUGUCCGUAUUUCGGAUAAGGUCGUUGGAAUACUCAUGAGGGCUAGGAAGCACGGGAUGCUGGACUUUGAAGGAGAAAUGUUGUGGCAAGGCCGGGAUGACCAUGUGAUAAUAACUUUGCUAGAAUAAUGCUAUUCUUCAUGGGAUAACCCAAAGCGUUAUCAGUUCCUGGUAACUCUGGUCAACUAUAUGUUGACUACUCCAGCUGAGACAUCCAAGUUCUUCUUGGGGUAGCCAGUGUUUUGGACUACGAUUCCCAUCAGUCAGCACACCCAUUGGUCAGAUCAUGGGACCUGUAACCCAUAAUAGCUAGAGGACAUCAUGUUAAAUGCCUGCGUCAUAGAAAUAGUCAGAAUCUCCUCCCGUUAAGUAAUGUCUACAUGUUACUAGCAAGUUCACGCUUCUUCAGCCAGUUUUAUAAGGCUGAACUACACAGAGUAGACUAGCAUAGAAGGGAAUGAAGUUCACAUUAUUCUAUCAGAAUGCAAGUAGCUUUGCAUCUGUUCAAUAUAUACUGUAUGCUUGUUGGGUUUAAGAGGGGUAACAGCAGCAAAUUUAUCUAUUAACAUUUGGAAGUAAUGUUCAAGUACCCUGAUACCUCAGUUUUAAUACUAAAUCAGUGGAAACUGGGGCCUAAACUCUUAAGUUUAUGGCAUUCUUUCUACAUGACAUUUCAGGUGAAUGGAAAUAAUUCCUAGACUAAGUAUAAUAAACUAUACUGUAGCAUUACUUAUAUAAACUGUGCAAUAUACACAUUUAUAUUUACUAAGUUACUAUAAACUUCAGGAUGGCAUCAAUUUUAUACACUAUGUAAGUCAACCUGUAGCUGCUUCAAAAUGUAUAGCUGGACUAUUUUGCUGUGUUUAAUUAUUUAUUUUUAUAACUAUGUAUUUAUGACGCUGAUUGACAAGUGCUUGAAAAAUGUAUGGGAUAGCCUCCGGAUAAACAGUACAGUAUUACACUUUUACUGUUUAAUGUUAAAAUGUACCAAAACAAAACCUACCCCUACCC